AGGGCGCUGACCCCGCGCUGCCAGCGGCGGCGGCGGCAUGGAGGAGGAGAGCAUGGAGGAGGAGGGCGGCGGCGAGGCCAUGAUGGACGACCAGAACCACAACAACUGGGGCGCCGGCGGCUACGGGCGGCACCUGCUGGGCCCUGCCACCGCCGCUCCUCUCGGCGACCGUCUCCUGCGCGGCCCCGCGGGGCCCCCGGCCGGACCGCUGCUGCCCGUGGAGCCCGAGGCCAACGGCGUGCUGAGGAGCUGCGACCCGGCGGGCGCUGCGGGCAAGGGGGGGCCGGGAGCCAUCGCCGCCGCCAUCAACAUCAACGCCUCCACCUCCAAGUUCCUAAUGAAUGUUAUAACAAUUGAAGACUAUAAGAGCACAUAUUGGCCAAAGUUGGACAGUGCCAUAGAUCAGCUUUUAACUCAGAGUCCUGGUGACUACAUCCCUAUCUCCUAUGAACAAAUAUACAGUUGUGUGUAUAAGUGUGUAUGCCAGCAGCAUUCGGAACAGAUGUAUAGUGACCUAAUAAAAAAGAUAACUAACCACUUAGAGAGAGUCUCAAAGGAGCUGCAGGCCAGCCCUCCAGAUCUCUAUAUUGAAAGAUUUAACGUAGCUCUUGGACAAUAUAUGGGAGCAUUGCAGAGCAUUGUGCCUCUUUUCAUAUAUAUGAAUAAAUUUUACAUAGAAACCAAGCUUAACAGAGACUUAAAAGAUGACCUUAUAAAGCUGUUUACGGAACAUGUUGCAGAAAAGCACAUUUACAACCUAAUGCAGGUGACCAGUCACGGAAAAGAGCUGGAGAAGAGUUAUCUUACAAUGGCUCAUCAGCUUGUGCAAGCUCCAGGGGGUACAGAUAGUGAAUAUACUGGAUCAGCUUCUAUUCCUAGCCACAACAGACACUGGAGGAGCGCAAGUGAUAUCCGGAGCCUUCUUUGGCAACUGAUGAUACUUGAGCUCUGACAUGAACUAUGCCUCGAAGAAGAACUUUGGACUCUCUUCUUCAUAUAAUGUCAGUUGCUGCUACAAUUGGGAUGACUUUGAAAGACGUAUCUCCUUGGUCUAGUCUCUCAACAAGUUCAUGCUCUACGAUUAUUGUGAGGAACGCACCUUGAAAAGUAAUCCUUUCGAAGUGGGAAUGGGCAGCCAAAAUCAGCAGCUUCCAAAAACAUUAGAAUGGAAGAACCUUUUUUGCACUCUUUUCUUAAUAUUAAGGACGUUCUUAAAACUAGUUAACAUGUCAGUGAAUUAGUUUUUAAACUUCAAGGUAUUUUCUGGAGCUUUUGAUUAAAUAAUAGGAAUAAAUUUUCAUUAUUUUGCAGUAUUUGUUUGUUAGUAUAAAAAUCGUCACCUUUUAAGAGUUGGUCCCAUAUAAAUGUAUCUUCUGUCAGGGAGUCUUAAAUUCCAGGUUUUUUUCUUAUUUUGAACUCUGCUUUCCUAUAUGUUUGUACUCUGUGCCUUCAGCUUGUGCACUUUGCAACUUUAUAGACCAUAUUUUGUUACUGCAAAAUGUGUUCUCGAGGAAAAACUUGAUGUGAACAAACAUGCUGCAAAGUUGCACUUUUCUCUUGCAUCUGUAGGAGGUGAAUUUAAAGAGGAAGGAAGAAAAGUUGAACGUAUUACCAUCACUAAUCAUGACUCAGAAGUUUGUCCCUUUUCAUUUUUUGUAUGUAUUAGUGUUCAGUGCUGGGACCAACUCUUGUAGAACCCCUCUCUAACUCUUCAUUGGCCUCUGGAUUGCAGUUGUUUGAGAUGUGAAUUCCAGACUGAAGGAAAUACCAUGAUGUAUUUUAGGCUGUGUCAUGUGGAAACAUUAGUUGCCACGGCUAAAUUUUUUAGAGUGGAUCAUGGAGAAAUUCUCCACUGUAGUAGGUCUGUAAACUACAUCUCCGUCAGCACAAACCAGAUUUGCACCUGGUCAAUCAGUGAGUACCACCUUUCCAAGAUCACUGUGUGUCUCCUGUGCCAUUUCUCCUGGUGCAGGGAUGUGAUGGGGGUAUGAUGGUGGAUGUAGUCAGAAUCAGGGAGUUCAGAAGUGGUGUAACGCAUACAUGUGUACCUGCUUCCAGUCCUGUGUGGGCUCAGCAGGAUGUCCAGCUGAGCCCAGUUCUAGGAGGUCAGGACCUAUGGUCUGAAUCCUUAUGAUUGUGACGUGAGAUUUUAUCCAUACAUGGCUAAUGUAAUUCCUUUGAGGGGAAAAACAUACUUGAAAGAGCAGUUUGACUUUUUUUUUUUAAUUACUAUGGAUUUAUUUUUAUCACUUUUAGUUAUAAAGGUAAAUGAGUUGGUAAUAUAAAAUCUUUCUGAAAUGAAACAGUUUUUAGUUAUGUCUUGCACAACUCUUAUUCCUGUUUUUAAAAAAAAAACAAGACAGAAACCCCUGUAUGCUUGCAUGUAUUCAUUCUGAAACGCAAGAAGAAGAUUUAAUAAUAAUAUGUGCGGCAGGGAUAAACUUUGUUUUUCUUUAUGCUUUGUAGCCAGACUUCAUGUGAGUUUAAUGUUAUCAGUUUCACAUCAACCAUUUUGGCAGUACCUUUAGUUUGGAGGGGGGAAGAAAGUGGAGAAGGAAAAGGACACUGUGAUUGACACCAUGAUUGACAGUCUGAUUAUACCUAUGUAUGGCUUUGCAUGCAUGCAAAGAAAAUUUAAUUAUGAGGAAGUUUUAAAAUUAAAAAUGAGUGCAUUAGUGUUUUGUUUUCCAGAGAGAGCAAUGCCAGCAGUCAGACCCUGUAGCUAACAGUGGAAAAGCAAACCAACCUGAAGAGGGAUUUUCAAAUGCUUGUAGCAUUUGUUUCAACUUUCUACCAGCCACUUAAGUUGAAGCAACAUUAAACAGAAUCAGGUAUAUUUGUUGCUGGUACGUGGUGGAGAAAUUAAUGAGUGCUAGGAGGGAAUAAAAAAAGAUUCGUCAGCUUCCUGAUUUGUAUAAGUUUUGGCUUUAAACAAAAAUAAAACCUCUAGUAGUGUCCUUAGCUUUAAAAAUCACUCUGCUGAAAUGACAGCACUCAAAUUCAGAGUAGAUGUGUUAACCUAACCUGGUUAAAGUCUGUUUACAACUUCAUUCUCAUUCACAUAGUACGUACAGUAAGUGAGCUCUAUCAUCUUUGUCAUCUGAUUACAACUUUUUCUGUUUUUCAAAUGUUUUUACUGGUUUAGGUUUGUAAAUAACAUAGUGCUUUUGCUUCGUUUGGGGCAAGAGUUUUAACAUUUUGUCACAUCAUGCUUGGGGCACAAACUUGUAGCACAGCAGUUCCUUCAGAACAGAAAGCAUUCCUGUCGGCGUGGUUCACUUCAUACGCACUACAAGCAGUGCUUGGAUGCUUCUCAGUCCUGUGCAGCAUUCUCACUCGGCCAACAUACAGGAGAAAUCUGUUUGUUAAUCACUGUAUUAUGUUGUAAAUUUGGCAUUAAAAAUUGUGUGUUUUGGCAUUAUUAACAUAAUGCUGAAAUCGUGUUUGUCUAAGAGUUUAUCAUUGUGACUGAGCAUGAAACGGAGUACAGCAUACUAUACUAAAUUAUUUGUUUCUCUGUAAACUUGCAUUUUACGGUAAAACUAACUCAGCCACCUUGAGCAUUGGUACUGUAAAGCCACAGCAACUAUGAACAGCAUGACCCUAACUGCAGUAUUUAAUUUAACCAAAUAACUUGUGGUAAAUCCGUUGCAUCUGUAGCUUACUCUGUUAAGAUUAAGCAGUAAAGUUGGUUAUGCAAUGGGUGUCCUCUCUAUGUUGCACUGGUUCUAUAGCCAAACUUGCUACAUUAAAAUAUUUUUAGAUGAA
Molecule: messenger RNA, 3768 nt
Organism: Centrocercus urophasianus (Greater sage-grouse)
Lineage: Eukaryota; Metazoa; Chordata; Aves; Galliformes; Phasianidae
Gene: CACUL1
Product: CDK2 associated cullin domain 1
Exons: 7
Coding region: 38-952 (304 amino acids)
Biological process (GO): ubiquitin-dependent protein catabolic process
Molecular function (GO): ubiquitin protein ligase binding
Source: RefSeq, a predicted model, not a curated record